GUUUCGGUUUCGGUUCCGGUACUUCCGGUCUCAGUCUAGUUCAGUUCAGUCUUCCAUCCAUCGAGUGUGAUCAGCUGUGAUGAUUUUUAUCAAACACGCCGCCGCCAAAACUUGUGUAAUUUUUAUUUUCGCUGAAAUUGUGUGACGAGUCCUGCCUUUAUGUCAAAAUCGUCUAAAAGUUCGAAUUCUUUCUAAAGGUUAUUCCAGAAUAAUUCAAAAUGAGUACAAGCAACUCAUCCGAACCGAUGCAGGAAGAUUUACUUCAGGAAGACAGUUUCUCCUCUCACAUUCCGCUACCAAGCUUACAACAGUUAGCAUCCGUUCAAGUAGUUCUGCCAAUGCUGGUUGAACACUAUUCACAAAAGGAGGACAUUUUCUUUCAUAGAUAUGACACUUUCAGUUGUGAUUUGCGAUUACGUAUGGGUGUGGAAUCAUUGAAAACUCCUCGAACUAUUGAAAAAAUACUUACAAAAGCGGCGGGUAAGAUUGCUAAAGCAUUGGAUAUAUGGAUGAAACAUUUUAGAUCCCAUGACUUUUUAUCUGUCAACCUGGAUUGCCAUAUCUGUAUUAACCCGAACUGGUGCGUUUGGCUUCCGAGCGGCGAGAUCGAUUAUAAACAGACUGCUGACGAGAUGUUAUCUUCUUGCGAACUGGAUGAAACGCAAAAAUUCGCUAUCAUGUGUGCAUAUUGCUUAGAAGACGAAAUCAAAGCGUUCGAUUCAAGUUCGCUUCCUGAGUAUUCUAUGAAAAAAAUGAACCUGAAACGCGACUUUUUAAUCGCUUAUUGGAUCUUUUCGUUGAAAAAUAAAUUGCACCACCUCUUCGAUGGAAUUUCCGGUUCCAUUGAUGCCGCAAUGGCUAAACAGUGCGAUGGUGAGCGCGCGUUCAAGUAUUUUUGGAAUCGUUUGGGCAAUGAAGAUCGAAUUUCAGUUGCUCAACACAGAAUCAGUCGUUUUGGCACUCAUGGUCAUAUGUAUUUUUGCCAAGAUCAAUUAUUCUCCAUGAUGACGUCCGCCGAGCAACUUCAUCUGUUAUCGACGCUACCCGAUGAGAUUAUAAUAAAUUUUUGGCUCUUGGUGAGAUCACCUUCACUUGUAUGUUGGGCGUCGAAAUAUUCCAAAAAUGCGAUGACUGCCAAACGAUUUGCCAGAGUAGUGGAAAAAAUAUUCCAAGCUAGAAUUGGGUCCGAUAAAGAUAUGCAGAUGCUCAUAGACGUAUGGGAUAUGGCUCCCAUCCAGUUCAAGACGUAUGCAGCUAAGCGCCUAGUAAAUGUGAUUUUUUCACCAUCUCAGUUUGGCAAAUUAAUGUCAAUAGUAAAGUAUUCGUAUUUUGAAGAAGAUGGUCUUCCUUGGAACGAAUCAGCGUCUAAGUAUGCGAAGAAAGAAUACGCUCUGAAAUUUUUGUAUAAGUUUUUAUCGCAAGUUAACGCAGAUACUCGAAGACAGUUGAUGCUGAAGCAUGCAAUCGCAUUCGGGGUGAAAAUUUACGACCCUCGUUUGAUGACUGAUGUAAUCUGCUUAUGUUUGCCAAGCUCGGAAGAUCAAUUGCUGUAUAAAAAAAAAAUUAUGGAUUCGCACACAAUGAGCGAACAUUGGGCAAAAGAUCUUCAUUGCGGAAAUGGUAUAGAACAUUUCAAGUCCCAAUUAGAAGUUUAUUCGACCGACGUAAAAGCUACGCAAGAAGUCACGAAGCGAGUACUGCAGUCGAAAUCUCUACAAAGAAGUUACUUUUUCAAUGCCAGUAAAUGGAGUAAAAUGAGUAAAUUUAUCGAUGAGACUUUCCAUGAUGAUCCAACAUCCGCCUCGAAUUUGAAGAAACAACUGCUUUCCUCCCUUUUCACUAGUACGGAGCAACAUAAUGAUUGGAACCAAGAGGACGAGAAGAUCGAUGCGAUGAUGAAAAUUGCCGAACAGGUUUUUACUCCUGAAGAGCUUGCAGUGGAAAAGCGACGUUUUGCUCAAGCUCGCAAAUCGAGAUUACAAAACCGCGAAUUUUGUUGGCAAUGGUUCGAGAUAAAUUAUUUCAGUAAAUUGAUGACGUGGUGUUUGGGUGACGGAGAAGCUUUACUAAAAUUUAAGAAAAGUUUUUCUAUCGAUAAAAUCUUCCUUUAUGUAAUGGACGAAGUGAACCUGUUCUAUUGCAAUGACUCCCAUUUUCAAGACAAUUUGCUGCAUCGACUUGAUGAUUUUUUGAAUUGGAUUUUCCCCAGUGCCGAAGAAACGACUAAAUAUAAAUUGAAUAGAUUGGAGACGGUGAAUUUGAAUGAAUUCGCAAUGUUUUCACAUCUUGUAGAUUAUGACGAAUACGAGUAUUUGCCAGAGUUAUUAGGUUGGUUUCACAAUGUGAACCCGGUCCCAUCUGAGGUGAUUGAUGAAUUCAAGGCGAGAGUCAAAGAAAGCUGCUGAGAGGAGCAGACAUUUUUUCUUCUAAUAUUUGUUUCGCGUACUUUUAUCUCGAUGACUUAAACAUAUCUAUGUAAGUGUAACCUGUAAAACUAAGUAUUUUUUAUUACCUAUUAUGUUUUUUUCAUUUAUAUGUUUUAUAUUUUAUAUCGUAUAGAUUAAAAUGACUUACGAAGUGUCAAUUAAGUAGGUAUACCAAAUGUAUCGUAUUCAAUUUUGUAUUUUUAUAUCCGUAAUAAAAUUGUUUCAAUUCGUUA
Molecule: messenger RNA, 2659 nt
Organism: Planococcus citri (citrus mealybug)
Lineage: Eukaryota; Metazoa; Arthropoda; Insecta; Hemiptera; Pseudococcidae
Gene: Mettl4
Product: Methyltransferase like 4
Exons: 2
Coding region: 219-2405 (728 amino acids)
Cellular component (GO): nucleus
Molecular function (GO): methyltransferase activity
Source: RefSeq, a predicted model, not a curated record